This is a messenger RNA of Mirounga angustirostris (Northern elephant seal), 9691 nucleotides long. RefSeq names its product mitogen-activated protein kinase kinase kinase 12 (gene MAP3K12). The record is from RefSeq and is a predicted model, not a curated record. Gene Ontology annotation, biological process: protein autophosphorylation; JNK cascade. Gene Ontology annotation, molecular function: ATP binding; MAP kinase kinase kinase activity. Bases 5479 to 8202 code for a protein of 907 amino acids. Gene Ontology annotation, cellular component: cytoplasm. The transcript has 15 exons. NCBI's taxonomy places the organism in Eukaryota, Metazoa, Chordata, Mammalia, Carnivora, Phocidae.
ACAUCCUCCUCUCCUCCCACUCAUCCUCCAGAAGGGGGAGAGAGAAGGAGGAGGAAGAGUUUGGGCCCCCUCAGGGAAGGAAAGGAAGGACAGGGCCUGAUGUGCCCACCGUCCUCCUCACCACCAGCCCCUCUCCCCUACCCAGCCCUCUGCACCUGAGGAUUAUGGGCUGAGAGCACCUGUUCCUGGAUGCCCAGGUGAUGGCCCUCUUCCCCUUCCCGCUGAUGCCCCUAAUCCCCUCCAGCUGUGGUAUUCACCCUCUCCAUCCAGCUGUUGCUUCUUCCCCUCCCCCAUUCAUUUGUGGUUUUCUCCCUCUCUCUCCAUCUCCUCUGGCUCCCCUAACCCAAUUCCCCAGCCCAGGCCUUUCAGGAACCUCCUCCCUUUCCCCCACACAUUUCUCAAACUCCUUGGCUGAAAAAUAAGAAAGAAUCUGUUUCACACAGUUGUGACUCCUGAUAACUAUGGCCUUGGCUGAGGGAAGGGAAGAGAAGGGGUCAGAGGCUCUGUACACAGUGGAAGGAAAUUGGUGGGGUGUCCCUUAACAUAGAAGGAGGAGUCCCACCUUUGGGGACUUUAACUCCACACCUGCUCCCUCUUGGGAGAAGAGUGGGUGGGUGGCUCUCAACCAAGAAGGCAUGUGCCUGAGGUCUCUCCCCCACCCAGAGUCCUCUGAGCCACAACCAGUGCCUCCCUCCAAAUGACAUUUCCCUUCCAACUCGCAGGAUGGACUUCGUGUCUCUGGGGAGCUCUGAUUGUCAGCCCAAGGGUAACACCAAGGGAAGGCAAGCACAAGGGAUUCUGGAAGGAAAGGGCUCAAGCGCUCCCUGGCCUUCCUGUCCAGACAGCAAAGUUUCCUAGAGCUUCAUCAGGGCCUGCUCUUUCCCAUCUCACACUUCAGGGUGGCCAAAAGUGCUUGCCUUCUCGAGCCUGCCACUCACCCAUUCUCCCAGUGGGAACUGAGGUGAUGCUGGGGAGACCAAAGGUGUGAUACCCCAACUCCAGCCCCCAUGAACCACAACUAAAUACCCAUCCCCGAAUUAAACCCAGUUAUGGGCAGAGGAGGCAAGAAGUUUAAGUAAGGACUGGCUUUGGACGUCCUGUGUGUCCCUACAGCUAAGGAUGGCAGGACCCCUCUCAAAACCAACGGCUGGUUCCCCGUCCUUCUCCUGGAGGUGAUAAUGUGGUCAUCUGGCUUUGCCAAGAAGAGGACCCUAAAUCCUAGUACCCACCACCCCAGACUCACCCAGUGGCAUCUCACAUGCAGUACCCCCCAACACCCCCCGCCUGGCCUGGGGAGGAGGAAGGGACUAGGAGUCCCUCCUGGGGCAGAAGGAGGAUACCGUGGAGACGGGCCAGCAGGUGACACGUGGGCUUCAUGAGAGGUUGGCCACAGCGACUGGUCUCUCUGUCUCAUUUGCUUCUAGAAGGACCAGGGUCAUCUUUGUGUUGGGGGGAGGUGAUGAGGCAGGGACACUAUGGCAGAGGAGCCUAAGGAUCACCCAGGACAAAGAGCCCUUGGCCUUGGGUUCCUUCUUUCUUUGCUCUCCUUUUUCCCCUUGUGUUGCCCACCUCCCUUUCCACCUGUACCCUCUCUACUGCAGACAAGGAAAAGGGGAAGAAGGGAGGGGAAUCAUAUUUAUAAAAAGAAACCCUGCUCCUGCUUGUUAGGCACUUUCAGCAUGGUUCGUGUUUCUAGGGAUCUUCCUGUGUGCCAGGUCCUGGGCCAGGAACUUUACUGGGAUUAUCUCACUAGUGUUACAACAAGACUAAGAGUUGAAGAGUGUUCUCAUCAUCUCUGUCUUAGGGAUGAGGAAACGGAAACUUAAAGAAGUAAUCUGUUCAAAGUCAGAAAAGCAGUUUGGGGGAAGAGCUUAGGUCUUGAACCCAGGCCCGUCUGAUCCAGAGCCACCGUGUUCUAGACUGUACAACCACUGUAUGACAGGGGUACCUCAGUUCCAGUUCAGAAAGAAGAGACAGGUUUGUUCAGAAGUCUCCUACUCCAGGUUGCCUGCCUUGUGAGGAGCAGAGACAGGACAUCAACCAAGCCUCUCUGAUUCCCAGGCUACCCACUCACCCACUGUCCCAAGCCAGGUGACAGGAACGGAUGGGCACGCUAAUUUUUAUUUCCUCAUUUUCAGUUCAAAAUUGAUUUAUUAUGAUUUUAAAAGCAAUUCAAAGUUAUUACUGAAAUAUUAGAAAAUAUAGAUAAGCCACAGGAAGAAAAUAAAAAUACCCACAAUUCCACCUACCUAGAAACUGUUACACGUUGGUAUCUGUCUUUCCAGAUCUUUUUAUAUCUUUAUUUCUUUAUAAUUUUUUGUCUUCCACAUCUUUUUAAAUGCACAUCCACCUCAGGAACUAUUUGCUUAAUUGUGCUGAAUUUCUUUCAGGUCCACCUGAGGGCCUUAGUAGGAGGGAUGCUGUGGCCCUUCAUACCUUGCUCCUACCCCCUCCUUUCCCUUCCCUUUCAUUCUGACCUUAAAGGGUAGGGCUGAGGGAUGACCCUGGGCCAUGUUGGCCAGGGGGUGAGUAUGUAGUGCAGGCCUUCUCCCUUAGUCCACAGGAGGUGGAAUGGUAGGAUCUGCAGAGGAAGGACUGAGGGUCUGGAAGCAAAGAGAGUAGUGACUGGGGACUCCAGCGCCCCACUGCCACUGUGACCUGGUUUCCCUGGAACCCGAGACUGAGAAAUGUCCUGUGGAAGUAGAAGGUCAGAGACCCAGUCUCCCUUUUUCUGGUCAGACAGAAGAGAUGGCCUCUCCAGAAUCCACAAAGACAGACCUGGUGUCCAGCCAACCAGGAGGACAGAGCCAGGAGCCAGCCAUUGUGCUCACGGCAUUCCCCACAUCAUCUUAACCGUCCCCACCCCAGAAGUUGCUAGCCCUGGAUACCAGCGAGGCCUCUGGGGAAGCCUGGUGAACUGGAGGGAGGCUUGGCGGCAAGUGCCUGAGCAUGUCACCCUCUCUCUGCCUAAAACUCCUAGUUGCCAAACACCACAUGAAGACUGAGAACUUCCUUUAAAAAUCCAGGUGUUGUGCCUAGUCAAGGCUCAGCUUCUAAAUAGGAAAGAACUGGGAAGGGCACAGAUGGUCUCCGCGUUUUCCGGUUCUUUCUCCGCUACUUUCUCUGUUUCCUCUCUGCUUUUCAAAUUCAGGUGUUCCAUCCAUCCUUUUCCCAUUUGAUUCUCCCUGCUCUUUACUGUUUCCGUCUCUGAAUCUCUCCGCUGCGCCCCCCCUUCACCCCCUCCGCUUUCUGGGUGUGCCUGUCGCCCUUUCUGUGUCCGUCUCCCUAUCUCCCCAUCGCCUGCUUUCUCUGUGGCACUGCUGCCCCAAGGCCAACCCAAGUCCCCUCUCUCCAACACCUAUCGCUCUCCCUCCGCUCGGUGCCCGGGCCCAAGAUUUGUCUGCAUGAGGGGUCGAGGGAGGUAUGCGAAGGCGGGCAGCACACAGGCGGCCGGAUGAAGGGGCAGGGGGUCCACGCCGGCGACCCCCGCAGCCAUCCCGGCCACCAGCGCCUAGGCCAGCCCGGGUCAGGGGCGGAGCUCAGGUGCAGCCCCGCCCCCGCCGCUCACGUGACUCUGGGCUAAUCUUGUCCUGGUGACUUCACACGCCGCCUCGGGCCCAGUCGUCAUGGUUACGCCGCAGCGCCCAGCGCUUCCCCCAACUCGCUGAGUCCCCUCCCCUUCCCCACCCGGACCCCUCCUUCCGCAGCCGGGCCCCCGCCCCGGUUCCAGCCACGCGCCCCGCGCCACGUGACGGCCGGGAAGGAGGUCGGGAAGGGGGAGGGGGCGCUGGGGCCGUAACCCCUUCCUCCCCGCCUCGAAGGGCCCUUGCUGGGGCUUCCCGCGGGACCCGCGGACGGCCCGAUCCAGCCUGCCCUCCUGGCCGGCCAGCCCGGCGGGAGCGCCCGCGAGGCCCGGCUUGGGGGCGCAGGCGAAAGCCCUAGGAUCCUGCAGAGUAAAUUCUUUGCCUGUGUUUGUCAUUGGCCUUACGGUGUACAUCCAGUCCCUCCACGGCGCCGCUAUCUCGUAGGCUAUGUUGAGGAUUCAGAGGCUGGAUCUGACUGUGACUUAAGCUUUCUGAGCCUCAGUUUCCUCAAGAAUAUAAAGGGACCGACGGUAACAGCUCCUUCCCUGGGUGGUGGUGAAGAGCCAAGGAGCUACUGCGUCCGUAGGGUAGGGGCGGCCUUUAAGACGACCGUCCUGCCUGCGCGCGCGUGCUGUGCGAAGCCUGGGAUCCCUGCGGGAGCGUCGGGGUCUCAGGGAGUGCAGGCUGUCAGAGGGGCCGGGCGCCUGAGCACACAGUACCUCCAGGAUAAUGGGAGCCAUGACGGAGGAGGUACAGGGGGCCGUGCCAGCCCACAAGGGACAUCAGCUCAGAGCGGGGGGCGGGGGGGGGAUGCGCAGAGAGGGAGACUUGCAGGAUGAAGUGAGAUUUGGAGAGCUAGGGCAUGAGAGGCGCCUUCCAUGCAGAGAACGCCCGGGGCGGAGCUUGAGCCUUUUCCUAGGAGAGGGCACCCUGGGCAGAUUAUCCAAUACCUGUCUCUUGGGGUGAGUUUCGUUUUGAGGAUUAAAUGAGCUAAUGCGCCUAUGGACAGAGGCUAACGUACAUAGUAAGCCUUCCCUAAGAGUUAGCCAUUCUCAUUAGGUGCCCUGGCACAAAGCCUGUUGUAGCCUGAUGUCAGUUCUGUGUGGCCCGGGUACCAACAGCGGUGGGAGACGAGGCUGGGGAGCGACCAGAGCAUGGAGAUAAGGCUGCGGCACCAACGGCAGUAGGGGGUUAUUAAAGGGUUUGAAGCAGAAGAGGGGGUGCUGGCCAAUUUGUGUUUUAGGAAGAUCCUUCUAAAGGAUGGUGGAAAAUGGAGGUGGGGGGCCUGUGUAAGUAUUGGGAGACUAAGAGGCAGUCCUGGGCUAGCUGACACAGAUGAAGAGGACUGAAUUAAGACAGUAAGAUGGGACUGGAGAGAACAGACCAGCAUUGGGUCAGAGCUUUUCAAAUGGGCCAAAUUCAAGUAGGAAUUACCUAAGGUGCUUGUUAAAUAUGCAGAUUUCAGGCCCACCCAGAGCCACUGAAAAAUCCUUGAGAAGCCUGGAAAAUGUCUUAAAAGAGCUGAUACCAUCAGAAGUGCCAAACCUCUGUGUCGGUCUGUGUCAUCAUCCGGUGACCCCCUUUUUAUGUGUAGAUUCCUGUCACUCCUCUCCCGCGGUGAUUCGGAGGCUCUGAUGGCAGGCGUUCAGGAAGGACCCUAUUAUGAGGAACAGUUAGAGCAUCACUGUCCUCAGGAAUCCUCACAUCUCAUGAUUUGUUAGCUGACGAGAUGUGGAGGGAGAUAGAAGGCUAGAAUGACUCCAGAUGCCAAGCUCUGGACAAGUUUGGUAUAGACUGAAGAGUUCGCUGUGCCUGAGUGACAGCUAGUUUAUCCCUUUGUACAGAUGGAGAAAUUGAGGCCCAGAUCCGGUUUGCCCGAGGUCACACAGCCAGUAUGUGGGCCCAGCGCUCGCCACCGCCCCCGGGCCCAGAGGCCAUGGCCUGCCUCCAUGAGACCCGCACGCCCUCCCCUUCCUUCGGGGGUUUCGUGUCCACCCUAAGCGAGGCGUCGAUGCGCAAGCUCGACCCGGACACUUCCGACUGCACCCCGGAGAAGGACCUGACGCCUACCCAGUGUGUGCUUCGAGAUGUGGUGCCGCUCGGUGGGCAGGGGGGGGGCGGCCCGAGCCCCUCCCCAGGUGGAGAGCCGCCCCCUGAGCCUUUUGCCAAUAGUGUCCUGCAGCUGCACGAGCAGGACGCGGGGGGCCCCGGGGGAGCCCCGGGGUCGCCUGAGAGCCGCGCGUCCCGCGCCCGAGCCGACGAGGUGCGGCUGCAGUGUCAGAGCGGCAGCGGCUUCCUGGAGGGGCUCUUCGGCUGCCUGCGCCCCGUCUGGACCAUGAUCGGCAAAGCCUACUCCACAGAGCACAAGCAGCAGCAGGAAGACCUUUGGGAGGUCCCCUUUGAGGAGAUCCUGGACCUGCAGUGGGUGGGCUCAGGGGCCCAGGGCGCUGUCUUCCUGGGGCGCUUCCACGGGGAGGAGGUGGCUGUGAAGAAGGUACGCGACCUGAAGGAGACGGACAUCAAGCACCUGCGGAAGCUGAAGCACCCCAACAUCAUCACCUUCAAGGGCGUGUGCACCCAGGCUCCCUGCUACUGCAUCCUCAUGGAGUUCUGCGCCCAGGGCCAGCUGUAUGAGGUACUGCGGGCUGGCCGCCCUGUCACCCCCUCAUUGCUGGUUGACUGGUCCAUGGGCAUCGCCGGUGGCAUGAACUACCUGCACCUGCACAAGAUUAUCCAUAGAGACCUCAAGUCCCCCAACAUGCUAAUCACGUACGACGAUGUGGUGAAGAUCUCCGAUUUUGGCACUUCCAAGGAGCUGAGUGACAAGAGCACCAAGAUGUCCUUUGCAGGGACGGUAGCCUGGAUGGCCCCUGAAGUGAUCCGCAACGAGCCCGUGUCCGAGAAGGUCGACAUCUGGUCCUUUGGUGUGGUGCUGUGGGAACUGCUGACUGGUGAGAUCCCCUACAAAGACGUAGACUCCUCAGCCAUCAUCUGGGGUGUGGGGAGCAACAGUCUCCAUCUGCCUGUGCCCUCCAGCUGCCCAGACGGCUUCAAAAUCCUGCUUCGCCAGUGUUGGAACAGCAAACCAAGAAAUCGUCCGUCGUUCCGCCAGAUCCUGCUGCACCUGGACAUCGCCUCGGCUGACGUCCUCUCCACGCCCCAGGAGACUUACUUUAAGUCCCAGGCAGAGUGGCGUGAAGAGGUAAAGCUGCACUUUGAAAAAAUUAAGUCAGAAGGGACCUGUCUGCACCGCCUAGAAGAGGAGCUGGUGAUGCGGAGGAGGGAGGAGCUCAGACACGCCUUGGACAUCAGGGAGCACUACGAACGGAAGCUGGAGAGAGCCAACAACUUGUACAUGGAACUUAAUGCCCUCAUGUUGCAGCUGGAGCUCAAGGAGCGGGAGCUGCUCAGGAGAGAACAAGCUUUAGAGCGGAGAUGCCCAGGUCUGCUUAAGUCACACCCUUCCCGAGGCCUCCUGCAUGGGAACACGAUGGAGAAGCUCAUCAAGAAGAGGAAUGUCCCACAGAAACUGUCACCCCACAGUAAAAGGCCAGAUAUCCUCAAGACUGAAUCUUUGCUACCUAAACUUGAUGCUGCCCUGAGUGGGGUGGGGCUUCCCGGGUGUCCUAAGGGCCCCCCCUCACCAGGACGGAGUCGUCGUGGCAAGACUCGUCACCGCAAGGCCAGCGCCAAGGGCAGCUGUGGAGACCUGCCUGGGCUUCGUGCAGCUUUGCCACCCCAUGAACCUGGGGGACUAGGCAGCCCAGGGGGGCUAGGAGGGGGACCCUCAGCCUGGGAGGCCUGCCCUCCGGCCCUGCGUGGGCUCCACCAUGACCUCUUGCUGCGAAAGAUGUCUUCAUCGUCCCCGGAUCUGCUGUCAGCAGCACUGGGAGCCCGGGGCCGCGGGGCCACAGGGGGAGCUGGGGAUCCUGGCUCACCGCCUCCAGCCCGGGGAGACACCCCGCCAAGUGAGGGCUCAGCACCUGGCUCCACCAGCCCAGAUUCACCUGGGGGAGCCAAAGGGGAGCCACCUCCACCAGCAGGGCCUGGUGACAUUGUGGGGCUGCUGGGAACUGGAAGGGAAGGGACGGCGGGACGGGGAGGAAGCCGGGCUGGGUCCCAGCACUUGACCCCAGCCGCGCUGCUGUACAGGGCUGCCGUCACCCGGAGCCAGAAACGUGGCAUCUCAUCAGAGGAAGAGGAAGGAGAGGUGGACAGUGAGGUAGAGCUGCCCUCAAGCCAGAGGUGGCCUCAAGGCCUGAACAUGCGCCAGUCACUGUCCACCUUCAGCUCCGAGAAUCCAUCUGAUGGGGAGGAGGGCACAGCCAGUGAGCCCUCCCCCAGUGGUACACCUGAAGUUGGCAGUACCAACACCGACGAGCGGCCAGAUGAGCGGUCUGAUGACAUGUGUUCCCAGGGCUCAGAAAUCCCACUGGACCCACCUGCAUCAGAGGUGGUUCCUGGCCCCGAACCCAGCUCCCAACCCAUCCCACACCAGGACCUACCCAGAGGGGAGCAGGGCCCUCCCAAUAACGAGGACUCAGACUGUGACAGCACUGAACUGGACAACUCCAACAGUGGUGAAGCCUUGCAGCCUCCAGCCUCCCUCCCUCCAUGAAAACCACUCUUACUCCUGUACAUAGAGAAAUUAUUUAUAUAAAUAAUAUAUAAGCGCCACAUAAUCAACAGAGAAAGAUGGGGCUGUCCCAGCCUUAAGUCAGGCUCAAGGGAGUCUGACCCCUGACCAAUUCACCUGAUAAAUUCUAGGGCUACCGGCAGCUGUGGAAAUGGACAAGUAUUACCCUAGAGCUGUGGGUACGGGCAAACUGGCCCCUUCCUGCUUCACCCCAUUAUGUUCAGCGAGCGGUAAGGCAAUAGAAAAGCCAGACUUGCCUCUUAUGUUCCUCUAUACUCUUUUCCCCCUAACCCUGGGGAGGAGGAAAGGGAGCCACUUAGACUGCACUUUUUUGUUUUCCGUUUACUCUGUUUACACAUUUUGCACUUGGGAGGAGGGAGGCGAAGGCUGGGUCCUCCCCUCUGAGGUUUCUCAGGUGGCGAUGUAACUAAUUUCUUUGUCCCUCCAUUUCUCUGCCCAAGCCCUGGCUUAGGGCCUAGGGGGAGCUUAGGAGAUUGUGAAAGCAUGUGAUGGCUCAGGCUGAAGAAAGGGGAUGAUGUUUUAAGUCCCUGCUUUUAUCCUGGCGCCUGACUGGGGUGGGGACUGUCAUAUUGUAACCCCUGUGAAAAAAUCUUAAAAUAUAACCACUCCAUGCAGGCCCAGCUGUUGAGGGUUUUCUUGGCGAAUGUAUGGGGUAGUACACAUGGUCAAAGUAGGAGCCUUGGGCUCCAGACAUUAUCUGAGGACUCUGGACAAGUUCUUCCCUCCUUUUAUGUUUUUCCCCACUAAAUGAACAUCACUUAAAGUUCCAACCUUCUAAAAUGAUCUGCAUAAAUGGUAGCAGGUACAUCUUUCUGGAAGGACUUUAGUAGGAAAACAGAAAAUGUCAAAACACACAUUCUUCUUAUGGAGAGAACUGUAAAUGAACAGUUAUUCCAAACAAGAGACUGGUUUUCAGCUUGGCCAAGGAUGGGUCAGACAUGCCCGGCAAUGCAUCCAACUGCUUCCACAGUAUGCACGUGCAUCCCUCCCCAGGCCCUGCCCACCCAGUGGAGGUGCUCUUAGUCUUUGCAGACCAGUCCUAGGAAAAUGAGGUAAACGUGACCCCCGCACUUUCGGACAAAGGGCACACAGCUAGCUUGCGACAGCUAUUUGGUUACUCUGCAAGGCAGGAUAAAGGGAAAAUUAGUUCAAGGACUACAAAAAAAAAGAUGGAGUGGUAAAACAGAAGGUAACAUCUUAAUGGAAUAAAGGCUUAUAUUCAAAACCCAAGCAGGGUCCUUGUCCUUUGAGGCAUAAAAGGUGCAAAAAGAACAGCAAGACAACAGGAAUAAAACCCACAUGAAUCACUGUGGCAUCCAGUUUCUAUUCACAAAGAAAAAGCUCCAGUCCAUCUUUUAAUUUUUUUGAAAAAUUCCUGACAUUACAGAACUAAACUGAAAUGUAUUAAUAUUCCACUCUUACAUUUCCAUGACAAACAGAAAAAAAAAUU